AUGGCAAAAGUUGCUACAGAUUUUAUGAAUCGUCAUAAAUGGACUUCUAAAACUCUAUCACCUGAACUAGCUAAAUACACAGAGGAAAUUAACGAAAGUUUGAAGAAUGAUCGCAAGGUAAGAUUCAAUGCCAAAACACGUUUUCAACAAUUAGGGCUUACUAAAGAACAAGUAGAAGUUCUUAUUCCUAUUCGACCUUCUGGAAAGCAU
Funneliformis geosporum is the source of this 210-nucleotide messenger RNA. NCBI's taxonomy places the organism in Eukaryota, Fungi, Glomeromycota, Glomeromycetes, Glomerales, Glomeraceae. The record is from the annotation of a GenBank genome assembly.